This is a messenger RNA of Bursaphelenchus xylophilus (pine wood nematode), 1246 nucleotides long. The record is from the annotation of a GenBank genome assembly. Lineage: Eukaryota; Metazoa; Nematoda; Chromadorea; Rhabditida; Aphelenchoididae.
AUGCUCUCGAGAGUUUGUUUGCUAAUUGCGCUGGCUGUAAUUUAUCUGAACCUGCUGAGCGGCGAGACUAUGUACGAUGUGUGCGUCGCGCAAGCGAAAAUUCAACAAAACAAGACGGCGGUCAAGAAUUGCCGGGAUAAGCUGAACAGUUAUAUGAAGUGGAGACAGGAGAAUGAUGAGUAUUAUUUGAAUGUGAGUUUGGCUAUCAUCAAUUGGAGUUGCCUUGUAAACUUGUGCCGUUUUUCACUGAAAUCUAAAGCUCGCUCUUCAAUUUUUUAUGUAUCAGGCUGUUAAAAAAUCCAAGGGCCGCUUAUCAUUUUAUUCUUAUAUAUCCGUCUGUCGGGAAAAUAAUGUGGAUUUGUCGCAGAAAAAUGUCUCGCCUUGUCGCAGUAAUGCAUCAAAUCUCCAGCCGCGGCUAGCCGCCCCGAAACGAUGAUGGGCGAUUCCAAGGGGCGAUAAAUCCACAUUAUUUUCCCGACAGACUGAUAGAUAAGUAAAAAAUUGAUAAGUGAGCCUUGGAUUUUGAUAAAAUACGGCAUAAAUUUACAAGGGAAGCACUAGCCGGUUCGUAAAGUCGCUGGAGUCAUUUUUUGGCGAUCGCACUGUGCGGGAAAAUUCGGCAUCUCCUCGAAGUGCAACGCUCAGAUUUUCCUUAGAUUUUGCACACACUUAUUGCCACAUAUCCCUGAAAUUUUUACGGCCGAGGGAGCAGACAAAAAGCGGAGACUGGUCAGAGAAAAAAACGCUUUUUUGGCCGUAUCUUCGCCGGUUUUGAGAGGAAAGAGUUGAUUUUUUGUGGAAAAAUUAUCGUCUACGGUAGAAAUAGGCAUAAAACUUUUCAUCGUAAAAUUUGCAAAAAAGUGCUACAUUUUUACCAACUUUCGAUCUAAAAAUCUCAAUGCUUUUCUGCAAAGCACAGGCUAAAAAUCUCGAGUAUGUUUUAAAAAAUGCAAUAAGCAUCGCAUUCCCUUCAUAAAGAUUCCUUUUACUCUAUAAAAAUCGACAUUAUAUGUGUGCUGUAAUACUAUUGUAUCUGUCAUUACAGAUGUACACCUCGGACGAGAAACAUCCCCGUGAACAAUUCCCCCCAAACAUUAGCGUCCCGAACGUAAUCCGCUACCGAAUUCGCCUCUGUAUUUUGUGGGACAGUGAUUGUGAAAGUCGAAAGGAAAUUCUCCAAAAGUCCCCACCUUUUAAUGAGACUUAUGAUGGUCAAUACAGCCCAUACGCUGAUGUUGACUUUUAA